AUGACACUUAUAUUUGCUAAUUACCAUGAUAUUGCGCAGAUGUUGUUAGUGACAACGAGGAUAUUGUGGAAACCUAACAUGGGCCAUGGUCGAAACAGUUUCAGAAUGAACGUCACGACGGUCAUCUACAACGGUGCGACAAGCAUCGGUUUUGAACUUGAAAAAUACACCAAGGCGAUGAAUAUCAAUAUGAAUAGCGACAAUGAUCUUGACGUUUCGCCAGUGACUUUAUCAUCGGCCUGGUCCAGAGUGGCCCGACUUUUGCUGUUGGCCUCCCUCGCCGUAGGCGGGAGCGUGGGUAAUGUCUUCAUGAUAUCCGCUGUCGUAGUGGAGGAUCAGCUGAACAAGCGAGGAAACGCAUUCCUCGUGAACGUGGCGCUGGCGGAUUUGCUGGUGACUGGUCUGGUAAUACCGGUCUCGGUGAUCGUAAUCCUGGCGGGUUAUGCGGAAUCCCUGGGUGCUUGCCGAUUCGAGUGGACCCUCGAGGCUCUUUGCUUCCUGGUGACCGUACUAACGUUGGCCACAAUCGCCGCCGAAAAUUACGCACGUCUGUGUCUGCCCGCCGAAAGAUACGCCAGUCUGACAGCAGGUCGUGUAACAGCUAUAAUUAUCGUCGUCUGGCUAAUCGCCAUGACUGUGGUGGCUUUGCAAUCGUUUUUGGACAUAGGUCCUGACUUUUGUCGUCGCAGGCUCAGCGGUAUUGCGAUGGAACAAGCGGUGGGGGCAAGUAUAUUGGUUGGAUUGCCAGCUUUGACGACCAUCUUCCUCUACGUGAAGCUGGUGAUAUGUGUGCGACGAGCCACGAGAGGCUCGUAUAAGCCACCAGCCGCCUUCUCCUGGGACUAUGAGCUCACAAAGACGAAUAUGUUCAGCUGCGUGAUGUUCGUCGUGUUCUGGUUGCCAUUUGGCCUGGCGGUCUGCGUGAAUUCCUUCGUUCCGGUGAGCACACGUGUGCUCUACAACCUGGCCUGGUUUGCCCUGUCCAAGUCCUGCUUCAACAAUCUGCUUUACUGCGUGGCGGACCGUCACUUUCGCAGCGCUUACGUCAAACUUUUUCACUACUGCUGCUGUAAGACCACGGUAAGCUUCUCAAGGAGGCCACGUGGCGGUGAGGGUAGAAAUUCUAGCGACGUGCGCCUCAGAGUACACAUUAUUCACUCGUACGCGAGUCCAUCAUCCUGUCGUCCGACUGUGGCCAGACCGAACGGACGUGACGUUUACGAGCUUUAGAUGCGAUGCGAUGCGAUGCGACGCACGUACAGAGUGUAGAAAGCAGAGGUCGAUAAAGAUGUCUGUCCAGACGUUAAUUCUGCAAUGAGCAAUCUGUUUUUGCGAGAUUGAGCAGUCAUUGCAUCGACAUUGUAUAAACAAUGUCGCACGAGGACUGCUUCUGGUAUGGCCUUACAAUUAAU
Molecule: messenger RNA, 1412 nt
Organism: Trachymyrmex cornetzi
Lineage: Eukaryota; Metazoa; Arthropoda; Insecta; Hymenoptera; Formicidae
Product: melatonin receptor type 1B-A
Exons: 4
Coding region: 1-1230 (409 amino acids)
Biological process (GO): G protein-coupled receptor signaling pathway
Cellular component (GO): membrane
Molecular function (GO): G protein-coupled receptor activity
Source: RefSeq, a predicted model, not a curated record